UGGGGGGCGGGGGCGGACGGGGCCACACACGAUGCAGCGGCUCCGGUUGAACGAAGCUCACGCCGUGUACCUGGGGCAGUUGGCCCGGAAGGACGGGAACCGGCGGGGGGUUCUGAGUAAGCGGAGCUCCGAUAAUAAUCGCUGGCAGAGCCGCAGCUUCUCCCUCCUCCAUAACCUUCUAUUCUGCUUCGAAUCGGACUCCUCCGGCCGGCCCUGCGCCCUCUACCUACUGGAGGGAUGUACGUGUGAGCGGGGGGCCAAGGGGGGCCCCGACCGACAGUUUUGUUUUAUCAUCAACUUCAACCAUGAAAAUCAGAAGCCUUUGGAGCUUCGCACCGAGGAUUCCAAGGACUGCGAUGAGUGGAUAUCGGCGAUCUCACGAGCCAGUUACAAGACCCUGGUCACCGAGCAUGAAGCUCUCAUGCAGAAAUAUUUACAUUUACUGCAAAUUGUGGAAACCGAGAAGAAGGUGGGAAAGCAGCUGCGCCAGCAAAUCGAAGACGGAGAGGUGGAGGUGGAACGUCUUAAAUCCGAGAUUGCCUCGUUAUUGAAGGACAAUGAACGUAUCCAAUCAACACCGAGCAGCGCUCAGACCGAAGACACCGACAUUAAGAAGAUAAAGAAGGUACAGAGCUUCCUGCGCGGCUGGCUAUGCCGGCGGAAAUGGAAAAGCAUAAUCCAGGAUUACUCCAGGUCUCCCCAUGCGGACAGCAUGCGCAAGAGGAACCAGGUUGUGUUCAGCAUGCUGGAGGCGGAGUCGGAAUACGUUCAGCAGCUGCAUAUUUUGGUCAACAACUUCCUGCGACCUCUGCGAAUGGCGGCGAGCUCCAAGAAGCCACCGAUCACCCACGAUGACGUCAGCAGCAUCUUUCUGAACAGUGAGACCAUCAUGUUUCUGCACCAGAUCUUCUAUCAGGGUCUGAAGGCGCGGAUCUCCAGCUGGCCCACGCUGGUGUUGGCUGAUCUGUUUGACAUCCUCCUGCCGAUGUUAAACAUUUACCAGGAGUUUGUACGGAACCACCAGUACAGCCUGCAGAUCCUGGCCCACUGCAAGCAGAACCGCGACUUCGACAAACUACUCAAACAAUACGAAGCCAAACCGGACUGCGAGGAGCGAACCCUGGAGACCUUCCUCACCUACCCCAUGUUCCAGAUUCCUCGUUAUAUCCUGACUCUACAUGAGCUCCUCGCUCACACGCCUCACGAACACGUCGAACGUAACAGCCUAGACUAUGCCAAAUCCAAGCUGGAGGAGCUGUCAAGAAUAAUGCAUGAUGAAGUCAGCGAAACUGAAAAUAUCCGGAAGAAUCUGGCCAUUGAGAGGAUGAUUGUGGAGGGCUGUGAGAUAUUGCUGGAUACCAGUCAAACCUUCGUACGGCAAGGCUGCCUGAUCCAAGUGCCCAUGUCCGAGAAGAGUCGGGCAACAAGAGGGCGCCUGGGGUCCCUGUCACUGAAGAAGGAAGGAGAGCGCCAGUGCUUCUUGUUCUCCAAACACCUGCUGAUCUGCACACGGAGCUCUGGAGGGAAACUGCACCUCACCAAGAAUGGGGUGGUAUCCUUGAUGGACUGCACUUUACUGGAAGACCAAGAGGAUGACGACAAUCGACAAGAAGCAGAUCACUUGGACUUCAAGAUCUCGGUGGAACCCAAAGACUCGGCUGCCUUUGUUGUCAUUCUGAUGGCGUCUUCCCGGCAGGAGAAAGCAGCUUGGACCAGUGACAUCAGCCAGUGUGUGGACAAUAUCCGCUGUAACGGGCUGAUGAUGAACGCCUUCGAAGAAAACUCCAAAGUCACUGUACCCCAGAUGAUCAAGUCAGACAGCAGUUUAUACUGCGAUGACAUAGACAUUCGGUUCAGUAAGACGAUGAACUCCUGCAAGGUCCUUCAGAUACGCUACGCAAGUGUUGAACGCUUACUGGAACGUCUCACCGAUCUGCGCUUUUUGAGUAUCGACUUCCUCAACACGUUCCUUCACUCCUACCGGGUCUUCACCUGCGCGGAUAUUGUGCUGGACAAGCUUAUCGCUAUCUACAGGAAGCCAGUCAGCGCCAUUCCUGCCAGGUCUUUGGAGCUCCUAUUUGCAAGUAAUCAAAAUAAUAAACUUCUGUACGGCGAGCCCCCUAAAUCUCCCAGAGCGACACGCAAGUUCUCCUCCCCGCCGCCCCUUUCCAUCACCAAGUCCUCAUCGCCCAGCCGUAGACGCAAACUUUCCCUCAACAUUCCCAUCAUUACCGGUGGAAAAGCGCUGGACCUCGCCGCUCUGGGAUGUUCUCCAAACGGAAACCCAAGUGCCUGCCCUGCCCCUCCUCCAUACAGCAAAACCACUUUGGACAUCAAUAAACUUUAUGUGUCGGGAAGUUUCCCGAGCAAAGUAGGAGAGGGGGAGGAGCCGCCUGCAGAGAAGGACGAGGAACCGGUAACACCGAGGCAAAGCAAAGACUCGGAGAGUUCCUGCCGAGCGGAGUCAGACACCGAGCAGACUCAAAGUGAUGAAGCUGAAACUGACACUUCUCCGACUCGCUCGCCAACUACGCCAAUCGCUCGGGGUGGGCGAAACUCGGCUGAUUUUACACUCUUCUCCUAUAACAACGGCAUUGUGAUGACAUCCUGCCGAGAGCACGACAGCAGCCGCAGCAACUUAUCAGCAGCCUCGGCCUUUGCCAUAGCAACAGCCGGAGCCAACGAGGGCACUCCCACCAAGGAGACCUACAGACGGAUGUCUUUAGCAACAGCAGGGAACAUCUCAGACCGGAUCCUCGGUAUCGGCGCGCCCACACCUUCAAAUUCCCAUAACAGAUCUUCGCUCAGAGAGGGAGGCUUCCCAUCGGAUCAGAGGAACGGAGACAAGGAAUUCGUCAUCAGAAGAGCCGCCACAAACCGCGUCCUGAAUGUCCUGAGACACUGGGUGUCCAAACACGCGCAGGAUUUUGAGACAAAUCUCCAGCUAAAGAGUAAAGUGAUCGGUUUCCUGGAGGAAGUCAUCCACAACCCGGAGCUGCUGGCACAGGAGAGGAAGGCCGCAGCCAACAUUAUCCGCACAUUGACCCAGGAGGACCCCGGGGACAGCCAGGUCACCCUGGAAGAGAUUGAGCAUAUGGUUUUGGGGACUCCGGUGGAUCCCUUUGACUCCCUCUCGGCUCUGGAAAGUGCAGAACAGCUGACGUUAUUGGACCAUCUGAUCUUCAAGCAGAUUCCCUAUGAGGAGUUUUUCGGUCAGGGGUGGAUGAAAACUGACAAAAAUGAGAGAACUCCGUAUAUAAUGAGCACAAGCAAACACUUCAACCAUAUGAGUAACCUGAUCGCCACGGAGAUCCUGCGGAAUGAAGAUCCGGCGGUGCGGGCGUGUACCAUCGAGAAGUGGGUGGCAGUGGCUGAUAUUUGUCGCUGUCUACACAAUUAUAACGCCGUUCUGGAGAUUACAUCAUCACUGAAUCGCAGCGCAAUAUUUCGCCUCAAGAGGACUUGGAUUAAAGUUUCCAAACAGACGAAGGCCUUAAUUGACCGGCUACAGAAGUUGGUGUCUUCAGAGGGGAGAUUUAAAAACCUGAGAGAGGCCCUGAAGAACUGUGACCCUCCCUGUGUUCCUUAUCUGGGCAUGUACCUGACCGACCUGGCAUGCAUAGAAGAAGGUACCCCCAACUACACAGAGGAUGGACUGGUCAACUUUUCAAAGAUGAGAAUGAUUUCACAUAUAAUUCGAGAGAUUCGACAGUUUCAGCAGACCGCCUACAAGAUAGAGCACCAGCCCAAGGUCACACAGUAUCUCUUGGACUCUUCAGGAGUGCUGGAUGAAGAGGGUCUUUAUGAAGCUUCUCUCCGCUUGGAACCCAAACUUCCUACCUGAAUUUUUGUUGCACUCUCCCUGCCUGUAUCAUAUUGUACAGACCCCCCAAGCCUCUGGCCGGACCCCAUCAUGCAGGGGUCCCUGUGUAGGGGCAGAGAUGUCUGUGUCUCCAUUCAUCCCAAACACCCAACUGCUCCUAAGGGAAGGCCCUACACUUGCCCCUACACCCAGUCCCCCCCCCCCAUCCCCUCCCCUCAAAAAAAGCACCCCCUAGAAAAGAGUGACCAGGGUGGAGACUGAGAUACCUCUCAAUAUGAGCACUGUCCUCCUUUCAUCAUAGGCCGUGCCAACCAAGAUCUGAACCGUCGCUGCUGCCUCCUUUUUUGACUGGACAUCCAAGGAGAAUGAAUCUGAGUUUUUGUGUGCAGCAGCUUACAGACAAACCAGCCUUCACCCCCCGUCUACCACCAUGCUUGAGCAAAGGGGUUCUCGUGUGUCUUUCACAAAGAGGUUUUAAUAGCAAACUCGAGAACGGAAAAAGGGGUUGACGCACAACACUCCCACAUUUUUGGUCAUAAAGAGCAGAUGAGAGGGCACAUCCGUAAUUCUAAGUGUGAUGGGAAGCACUUCAGAAGAUAACCAACCCCCAAACAAUGGCCGGUGGUCUCUCUUGCCUUGGGCCGGGCAUUGCACAUGUCUAGCAGAUUGCAAGUUCUGGACUCUACUCCAGCUUUGUCUCGUUGACUUUGUUUCGUAGUAUGGGUCCUCGGGUUUGCGACAAAACAGGAUUGCACAAAUAAGAAGUCCAGCGGGCCGAUACAUAAUAGCUGCUAUAACGGGCGACAUUUCCAGUGCUUUAUUGGAGAGGUGUCAUAGACUGACAGGGAAAAAAGGAUUACGGGUAUGGUGGCACUUUAAGGAAAACGCAGCGGUGGGCACAUGUAUGAUGUUGGAAAUUUGUAGCUGGUUUGAAGAAAAAAAUAAUAAUGAUAAUUAAAACGGACUGGUCACAAGAAUGUGUUAUACGGGAGUCCAGCGGUGGGUUUUAAGAAAAAUUUGCAGCUACAUUUUGGUUUCUUUAUUUUUUGUACUAUAAAGUGUUUCCUGAUUACCUCUCGCUAAUAAAUCUUUUAACUCAGGGUUACCACCAA
Rana temporaria (common frog) is the source of this 4935-nucleotide messenger RNA. It is a transcript of the gene RASGRF1, whose product is annotated as Ras protein specific guanine nucleotide releasing factor 1. Gene Ontology annotation, biological process: positive regulation of GTPase activity; Ras protein signal transduction. The transcript is spliced from 28 exons. Gene Ontology annotation, cellular component: plasma membrane. Bases 32 to 3844 code for a protein of 1270 amino acids. The record is from RefSeq and is a predicted model, not a curated record. Gene Ontology annotation, molecular function: protein binding; guanyl-nucleotide exchange factor activity. NCBI's taxonomy places the organism in Eukaryota, Metazoa, Chordata, Amphibia, Anura, Ranidae.